Anopheles moucheti is the source of this 624-nucleotide messenger RNA. RefSeq lists its product as uncharacterized. The transcript has 2 exons. Lineage: Eukaryota; Metazoa; Arthropoda; Insecta; Diptera; Culicidae. Bases 1 to 624 code for a protein of 207 amino acids. The record is from RefSeq and is a predicted model, not a curated record.
AUGGCAGAUAUUCUGAAGCCAAUAGCGUCCCUCGUCGUUCUUGCUUUGGUUUGGGGUAUUUCAACUGCCACGAACAAUUUAAACACCAACCAACGGAAAAACGAAACCCAAUCGUACAACCUGCGGAUGACACGGAUGUUGUGCAUCGAUACACCAUAUUUGGAAACGAAGCUUUUAGAAUGUCGAACAACCCUGAGAAGAAAUCAGAUGCCGUUGUUACGUAUAGUGAUACAAGUGCCCAACAUUUACAAUUACAUAAUGCUUCAGUAUAACCUGUACUACAAGUUCAAAACGUAUCAACCAUUCUUGAUGAAUGGUGAAGUCGAAGGAUGUUCUACGUUGAGAGAGAUUCAACGUGGAGUUAUGCAGGAUCCUCUCACCACCUAUAUAUGGAUGAUUAUGGAAGAUAUGUUACCAAGUAUAAUCGUCCCGUGCCCACAUGGAAACAGAACGUAUGUAGUUGAUACUGUGUUUAAGAAGGAAUAUGCACCCAGAUCUGUACCUGCCGGUGACUACAGGUUGGAUUUUCGAUUUGCGACCGAACGGAAUGUAACGUUGCUAUUCGUGCAGCUAUUUCUCUCCGUCAGAAGAAAAGGCGUAUUCAACUCUAUGAUAGAGUGGUAA